CUACUUCGAAGCUCAACUGCUGAGUCAUGCUGGCUGGGUUUUUGUCAAUCUUUGAAACAAGGAUUCAUUCUUCUUUCUCUAAUAUUUAGGGUGUUCAUACUGGAGAGAAACCUUACAAAUGUAGAGAAUGUGGCAAAGCCUUUAGUAAGUCCUCCAACCUUAAUCGUCAUCAGCGUAUUCAUACUGGAGAGAAGCCUUACAAAUGCACAGAAUGUGGCAAAGCUUUCAUUGAGUUCGCAAAACUAAAACAACAUCAAACAGUUCAUACUGGAGAGAAGCCUUAUAAAUGUACAGAAUGUGACAAAGCCUUUAGGCGUUCCUCAACACUUAGAAUUCAUCGGAGAAUUCACACUGGGGAGAAACCUUACAAAUGUAGAGAACGUGGCAAAGUCUUUAGACAGGCCUCAAAACUUACUGAACAUCAGAGAAUUCAUUCUGGAGAGAAACCUUCUAAAUGUACAGAAUGUGGUAAAACCUUUAGGUGUUCCUCACGACUUAGAAUUCAUCAGAGAAUUCACACUGGGGAGAAACCUUACAAAUGUAGAGAAUGUGGCAAAGCCUUUAGUGCGUCCUCCCACCUUAAUAGACAUCAGAGAGUUCAUACUGGUGAAAAGCAAUACAAAUGUACAGAAUGUGGCAAAGCCUUUGGGGACUCCUCAUCCCUUCGUUAUCAUCGGAGCGUUCAUACUGGAGAGAAGCCUUUCAAAUGUGAAGAAUGUGGCAAGGCAUUCAGUUUGCCCUCAUUCCUUAAUUAUCAUCAGAGAGUUCAUACUGGAGAGAAGCCUUUCAAAUGUAAAGAAUGUGGCAAGGCAUUCAGUUUGGCAUCAUCCCUUAAUUAUCAUCAGAGAGUUCAUACUGGAGAGAAGCCUUAUAAAUGUAGAGAAUGUGGCAAAGCCUUCAGCCACUCUUCAUCCCUUAAUCAACAUCACAGAGUUCAUACUGGAGAGAAGCCUUAUAAAUGUAGAGAAUGUGGCAAAGCCUUCAGCCGCUCUUCAUCCCGUAAUCAACAUCAGAGAGUUCACCAUGGAGAGAAGCCUUAUAAAUGUAGAGAGUGUGCCAAAUACUUUUGCAACUCCUCAGUCCUUAGUAGGCAUCAGAGAGUUCAUUCUGGAGAGAAGCCUUAUAAAUGCAGAGAAUGUGGCAAAGCCUUCAACCGCUCUUCAUCCCUUAAUCAACAUCACAGAGUUCAUACUGGAGAGAAGCCUUAUAAAUGUAGAGAAUGUGCCAAAUACUUUCGCAACUCCUCAGUCCUUACUAGGCAUCAGAGAGUUCAUUCUGGAGAGAAGCCUUAUGAAUGCAGAGAAUGUGGCAAAGCUUAUAGCCAGUCCUCACAGCUUACUUCUCAUCAGAGAGUUCACACUGGAGAGAAACCUUAUAAAUGUAGAGAAUGCGACAAAUCCUUUGGCUCCUCUUCACAGCUUACUACACAUAAGAGAGUUCAUAGUGGAGAGAAGCCUUUCAAAUGUAAAGAAUGUGGCAAGGCAUUCAGGGUGGCAUCAUCCCUUCAUUAUCAUAAGGGAGUUCACCAAGGAGAGAAGCCUUAUAAAUGUAGAGAAUGUGGCAAAGCCUUCAGCUACUCUUCAUCCCUUAACCAACAUCACAGAGUUCAUACUGGUGAGAAGCCUUUCAAAUGUAAAGAAUGUGGCCAGGCAUUCAGUUUUGCAGCAUCUCUUAAUUAUCAUCAAAGAGUUCACCAUGGAGAGAAGCCUUAUAAAGGCAGAGAAUGUGGCAAAGCCUAUAGCCAGUCCUCACUGCUUACUUCUCAUCAGAGCGUUCACACUGGAGAGAAACCUUAUAAAUGUAGAGAAUGCGCCAAAUCCUUUGGCACCUCCUCAGAGCUUACUAGGCAUCAGAGAGUUCAUUCUGGAGAGAAACCUUAUAAAUGCCGAGAAUGUGGCAAAGCCUUCAGGCAGUCCUCACACCUUAGACAUCAUCAGAGAGUUCUCCAUGGAGAGAAGCCUUAUAAAUGUAGAGAAUGUGGCAAGUCCUUUGGCUUCUCUGCAGACCUUACUAUGCAUCAGAGAGUUCAUUCGGAGAAGCCUUAUAAAUCUAAUGAAUGUGACAAAGCCCUUAUCAAGUCCUCAUCUCUUAAUUAUCAUCAGAGGGUUCACACCGGAGAGAAGCCUUGUACAUGUAGAGAAUGUGGCAAAGCCUUCACUGGGUCAUCAAACCUUAUCAGCCACCAGAGAAUUCAUACUGGAGAGAAGCCGUGUAAAUGUAAUGAAUGUGGCAAAGCCUUCAGCCAGUCCUCAUCCCUUUCUUGUCCUCAGAGAGUUCACACUGGAGAGAAGCCUUAUGAAUGUAGAGAAUGCAGCAAAUCCUUUGGCAGCUCCUCAGAUCUUACAAAGCAUCAGAGAGUUCAUUCUGGAGAGAAGCCUUAUAAAUGUAGAAAAUGAAACAAAGCCAUUUAUCAGUGUUCCUGUGUUCCUGUACAACAGAGAGUUCAUAAUUGUGAGAAGUUUUUCAGAUGUGAGGAGUGUGGUAAGUCCUUGACCAGCUGUGAGAACUUACUGAAUAUCACAAUUCAUACUGGAGAGAAGCCUUAUGAAUGUGAAAAAUGUGAAAAGCCUUUAAAAGCCAAUGUAUUACUGUACUUGAUCAACCUCAGAACAAAAAGAUACCUUACAGAUGUAGAGAAUGGGUUAGAGCAUUUACCCAUAGCUUAAAAUUUACAUCAGAGAUUUUAUAGUGGAGGGAAGCCUUAUAUUGUAAAAAAUGUGAGAAAGCCAUUAGCGUUUGGUCAUCUUUACUGAACAUUUUAGGAAUCAUUCUGAAGAGAAACAGCAGUAAUAUAAAGUUUUCAUCCAAAGAUUUAACCAUGGUUGAAUCAUCAUUGAAAAUGAUAAAAUUGAGCCUUAAAAAUUAUGAGGCAUAUGUCAAAGUGUAUAUCCUUAUUUGUAUCUCAUACAACAUCUGGUAAUUAUUAUUGGAUCAAAGUCCAGCAGAUAUAAAGAAUGUGACAAAGCUUACUUAGUAUGCAAACCUUACACGUCAGAAUUCAAACUGGGGAGAAACAAUACAAAUUUAAACAGUGUCCUACAGACUUUAAUCAGCAUCUGUAGCUGAUUCCUCACAUUGGAAUUCAUUCUAGAGCAGGGGUGGGCAAACUAUUUGACUCGAGGGCCACAAUGGGUUCUUAAACUGGACCGGAGGGCCGGAAAAAAGCAUGGAUGGAGUGUUUGUGUGAACUAAUAUAAAUUCAAAGUAAACAUCAUUAUAUAAA
Myotis daubentonii (Daubenton's bat) is the source of this 3223-nucleotide messenger RNA. RefSeq names its product zinc finger protein 91-like. The record is from RefSeq and is a predicted model, not a curated record. NCBI's taxonomy places the organism in Eukaryota, Metazoa, Chordata, Mammalia, Chiroptera, Vespertilionidae. Gene Ontology annotation, molecular function: RNA polymerase II cis-regulatory region sequence-specific DNA binding; DNA-binding transcription factor activity. Gene Ontology annotation, biological process: regulation of transcription by RNA polymerase II.